This is a messenger RNA of Gavialis gangeticus (Gharial), 10630 nucleotides long. It is a transcript of the gene TAOK1, whose product is annotated as TAO kinase 1. Bases 115 to 3120 code for a protein of 1001 amino acids. The transcript is spliced from 19 exons. NCBI's taxonomy places the organism in Eukaryota, Metazoa, Chordata, Crocodylia, Gavialidae. The record is from RefSeq and is a predicted model, not a curated record. Gene Ontology annotation, molecular function: protein kinase activity; ATP binding. Gene Ontology annotation, biological process: execution phase of apoptosis; protein phosphorylation.
GAGGUGUUCUGUUUUCCCCACAGUAAUCCAUGCUGAAGAGGCCCCAUUCAUACAGAUGAGCCAGGGGUUGAAGCAGCACUUUAAACCCAGAUAGUCGGCUAACUGCCCGGCAGGAUGCCAUCAACCAGCCGAGCGGGCAGCCUGAAGGACCCAGAAAUUGCAGAGCUGUUCUUCAAAGAAGAUCCUGAGAAGCUCUUUACAGAUCUCCGAGAGAUUGGUCAUGGAAGCUUUGGAGCAGUUUAUUUUGCACGUGAUGUGCGCACCAACGAAGUGGUGGCCAUCAAGAAAAUGUCCUAUAGUGGGAAGCAAUCCAAUGAGAAAUGGCAGGAUAUUAUUAAGGAAGUCAAGUUCCUACAAAGAAUAAAACAUCCUAACAGUAUAGAAUACAAAGGCUGCUAUUUGCGGGAGCAUACAGCAUGGCUUGUUAUGGAAUAUUGUUUAGGAUCAGCAUCAGACUUACUAGAAGUUCAUAAAAAGCCAUUGCAAGAAGUGGAAAUAGCAGCAAUUACCCAUGGUGCUCUCCAAGGACUAGCAUACUUGCAUUCUCACAACAUGAUCCAUAGAGAUAUCAAGGCAGGAAACAUCCUACUGACGGAGCCAGGCCAGGUGAAGCUUGCCGAUUUUGGAUCUGCUUCCAUAGCCUCUCCUGCCAAUUCAUUUGUGGGGACGCCAUAUUGGAUGGCCCCAGAAGUAAUUUUAGCCAUGGAUGAAGGGCAGUAUGAUGGCAAAGUAGAUGUUUGGUCUCUUGGAAUAACAUGUAUUGAGUUAGCGGAAAGGAAGCCUCCUUUGUUUAAUAUGAACGCAAUGAGUGCCUUAUAUCACAUAGCGCAGAAUGAAUCCCCUACACUACAGUCUAAUGAAUGGUCUGAUUAUUUUCGAAACUUCGUAGAUUCUUGCCUCCAAAAAAUCCCUCAAGACAGACCUACAUCAGAGGAGCUCCUGAAGCACAUGUUUGUUCUUCGGGAGCGCCCUGAAACAGUGUUAAUAGACUUGAUUCAGAGAACAAAGGAUGCAGUGAGAGAACUGGACAAUCUACAGUAUCGUAAAAUGAAGAAACUCCUCUUCCAGGAGGCACACAAUGGACCUGCAGUUGAAGCACAGGAAGAGGAGGAGGAACAAGACCACGGCGUCGGCAGGACAGGAACAGUGAAUAGUGUUGGAAGCAAUCAGUCUAUUCCCAGUAUGUCUAUCAGUGCCAGUAGCCAAAGCAGUAGUGUUAACAGUCUUCCAGAUGCCUCAGAUGAUAAGAGCGAGCUAGAUAUGAUGGAAGGGGACCACACCGUGAUGUCCAAUAGCUCUGUCAUCCACUUGAAGCCGGAGGAAGAAAACUACAGAGAAGAGUCGGAUCCUAGAACAAGAGCGACAGAGCCACAAUCUCCACCCCAAGUAUCCCGCCACAAGUCGCAUUACCGCAAUCGAGAGCACUUUGCUACUAUACGCACAGCAUCCCUGGUGACAAGGCAAAUGCAGGAACACGAACAGGACUCUGAGCUCCGAGAGCAGAUGUCUGGCUAUAAACGCAUGAGACGGCAGCACCAGAAACAGCUGAUGGCACUGGAGAACAAACUGAAGGCAGAGAUGGAUGAGCAUCGCCUCAGGUUGGACAAAGAUCUUGAAACACAGCGCAACAACUUUGCUGCAGAAAUGGAAAAGCUAAUUAAAAAGCACCAAGCAGCCAUGGAGAAGGAGGCCAAAGUGAUGGCUAAUGAAGAGAAGAAGUUUCAACAACACAUUCAGGCCCAACAGAAGAAGGAACUGAACAGCUUCCUGGAAUCACAGAAGAGAGAAUACAAGCUCCGCAAAGAGCAGCUCAAAGAGGAGCUGAACGAGAACCAGAGCACCCCGAAGAAGGAGAAGCAGGAGUGGCUCUCCAAGCAGAAGGAGAACAUCCAGCAUUUCCAGGCAGAGGAGGAGGCCAACCUACUGCGCCGCCAGCGGCAAUACCUGGAGCUAGAGUGCCGCCGCUUCAAGCGAAGAAUGCUUCUUGGGCGCCACAACCUGGAGCAGGACCUUGUUCGGGAGGAGCUGAACAAGAGGCAGACGCAGAAGGACCUGGAGCAUGCCAUGCUGCUGCGCCAACACGAAUCCAUGCAGGAGCUGGAGUUCCGCCACCUCAACACCAUCCAGAAGAUGCGCUGCGAGCUGAUCCGCCUGCAGCACCAGACUGAGCUCACCAACCAGCUGGAGUACAACAAGCGGCGCGAGAGGGAGCUGCGGCGCAAGCACGUCAUGGAGGUCAGGCAGCAGCCCAAGAGCCUGAAGUCCAAAGAGCUGCAGAUCAAGAAGCAGUUCCAGGACACGUGCAAGAUCCAGACCCGGCAGUACAAAGCCUUGAGAAACCACCUGCUGGAGACCACGCCAAAGAGCGAGCACAAAGCGGUGCUGAAACGGCUCAAGGAGGAGCAGACGCGCAAGCUGGCCAUCCUCGCCGAGCAGUACGAUCACAGCAUUAAUGAAAUGCUCUCGACACAAGCUCUGCGUCUGGACGAGGCGCAGGAAGCAGAGUGCCAGGUUUUGAAGAUGCAGCUGCAGCAGGAACUGGAGCUGCUGAACGCGUAUCAGAGUAAAAUCAAGAUGCAGGCUGAGGCCCAACAUGACCGGGAGCUGCGGGAGCUUGAGCAGAGGGUGUCCCUCCGCAGGGCCCUCCUGGAGCAGAAGAUCGAGGAGGAGAUGCUGGCGCUGCAGAACGAGCGCACUGAGCGGAUACGGAGCCUGCUGGAGCGGCAAGCCCGCGAGAUCGAAGCCUUCGACUCGGAGAGCAUGAGGCUAGGUUUUAGUAACAUGGUCCUUUCUAACCUCUCCCCCGAGGCGUUCAGCCACAGCUACCCGGGAGCUUCUGGCUGGUCCCACAAUCCGACGGGGGGUGCGGGACCUCAUUGGGGUCAUCCCAUGGGUGGCCCACCGCAAGCUUGGGGCCAUCCAAUGCAAGGUGGACCCCAGCCAUGGGGUCACCCCUCAGGGCCCAUGCAGGGGGUCCCUCGAGGUAGCGCGAUAGGGGUCCGCAACAGCCCCCAGGCUCUGAGGCGGACGGCCUCCGGGGGACGGACGGAGCAGGGCAUGAGCAGGAGCACAAGUGUUACUUCACAAAUAUCCAAUGGUUCACACAUGUCUUAUACAUAACUUCAACAGUAACUGAGGGUGGCAAUUCCACUGGAGCUGUCUGCCAAGAGAAACUGCCUACAGACACCACCCCCACAGCCUCCUCUGUGCGGCACUGCUGGGGGGGGAGCUGGGCGCACAUGGAAUCUUGUAUUCAUUUUGUAAAGCAUUACGUUUUGUGUUUACUAACUGGGAUGUCAUAGUAUUUGGCUGCAGGGGCUGGGGGGCUCAUUUCUACUGGGGGGGGGGACAUGGGAGGGGGCCUGAGAAAUAUAUGCAACUAGGCAGAGGGGUUGGUGGGGACUCUCCUAAACACACUGCAGGAGGGCCUCUGGCGGCCUGGGUCACCCCGACCCAAACGGGGCAGAGGAGGAGUUGGAGCCUUUGCCAGUGUCUGGCUGCACUCUCGCGGCCUCUGGGAGCCGGCUCAGCGAGCUGGGAGCUUCGGGGGUGGAGCGGCUGAAUACCUUGCCCCGUUUUUAUUUGUCAGUAAAUUGGUCCCAUUUCCAGGUGUUGCCCUGGAGGAGUGGGAGUCAUUAAAGGACUUGUAGGUGGGCAAGAGAUGGGAGAGGAGAGGCUGAGUGGCUUUGUCUGUUGAGGUGCUGGGGUCCGAUGGGACUCUUUCCACCCAAGCACCAGGCCCCUCUUGCAUUAAGAAGAGAGCUUUCUCCUGCAGAGGGCAUGGGUCCGUUUCCUGGUAGCCGCGGCCAGGAAGCAAGGGCCGGGCCCCGCGUCUCCGCGUUCCCCUGCCUCUGUCACCGGUAGCUGCUUUGUGCGGGAGAAGUGGGGCAGAAGAGCAUAAGGAAGGCACUCGCAUGGGUAAUACUGUGACAUCUCAUCUUAGCUAAGCACCAGAAUAAUCCUGGAGCCCUAAGUAGUCCUUUUGCUCUGUUCUUCAGAAAUGUUAGACUCAACAGCCGGUCAGGCUGAAAUGCCAGAGGUAUUCUGAAUGAUGCCAUAGUCGCAAAAUGCCAUUGAUCGGGGUUUCCAUUACUACACUACAUCACCGAUUUAUUACCUUGGGCUUCUCGCAGUUUCCUGUUUACAUGUAGAGUGUAGCCAACUGUUUAAAUGUUUAGUUGCCAUAGUGUACCGGGAGGACCUGAGCCAACGACUCUACCAGCUGCUGACUAACCCACAUCACCACUGUAGAUCUUGCUGCAUGUCAGGCUCCUUUCUAUUAUUUUGGUUGCUGCAAUGCUCUUCCACGUGACAGUCCGUUGAAACGUUGUGAUCAUUCGGCAGCAUGUCACCGCGCAUCGGAGGCACUACUUCCGGGAGGGUCUCGGCAGAGCUGCUGUACUACUGAAAGGGAGCGAAGGAGGCUGGGGAAGACCGUGGGAAAAGGUCGGGGAGUCUAUGCAGACACAGAAUGAUUUUUGUGGCCAAGUCUCAUCCCUCAGUGCUGGGAGUCAGAGGUGUCCUAGUGCCAAUGCCAGGGAGGUCUGGGCCAGUCAGCGCCGUGGGGUGAAGAGAAGAGCAGGUAGGCGACGUUUUGGCUCGAGGGCAGAGGGUCUCCUUCCUGGGGCCUGCCCAGCCAGAGCUCUUUGUAAAUGACUUUCCUUACAGACUAAUCAUCUUGAAGAAAACACUAGCUGCUAACUCUAGGAUUUGCCUUUCAUGUGUUUAUAGGGAUCAAAAGCAAGGUUUGGAGAAUGUGUUUGUCCACGUGACGUAUUUAUAUAGAGAAAACUCUAGCAUCUCGCUGCUGUUCAGGUUUCUCGACGGGGCGAUGUUCUUUCAUGAACUAAAUUCAGAUCCACUCCAGACCCGUAGCUCUCAGCCCGCCUCUGGGAAAUCCAAGCUACGGGACUGACAGUGUCUCACUACAGCAUAUCACUGAACAGAGAUGAAGACUUACCAAGCCAGGCUUCAGAUUAACGCCUUAACUGGGGCCCUGUAGUAUCAACAGCGCACAGAAGUUUAGGGUGCGGCGAGGGUCCUGCAGCAGGAAAUGCCUUUUUAGUCGCCCUCUAGGUCGUGUGUACUUCUGUGAUGACUAGGUGUCAUCCCAAGCCUUCUGGCUUUCCAUCUCUGUGUGGAAUGGGCCUUUCUGGCCAUUCUUUCUCAUUUAAAACACUCAAAUUAAACCGAACUAGUAAGGAAAAUCCUCUGCAUUUUCCUGGAGGGUUUUUUAAAAUUGAAAUGAAAUUGAAAGCCAAAAAGAAGCCACCUGUGUUGGAAUUGACCCCCUCGCAAGUGCGGAGAGCAGGUCCAGAGCACGGUGCUAAUGUGGAGUGCUUCAGAACCCCAAGCAGCAGCGGCGGUGAUGGGGAGGCUGUACUUACACACGGAGUCGUUUCAUUCUUUUGCUUCUGUUAUGGUUUGAAUUUGGUCCAAGUCUUUGGCUUAAACUGGGCUACUUCAACCGAGUUCCCUCAGACCAUCUUGUUUGUGUAAUGUAAAGCAUGACUGAAUGCUGGACCCAACGAUGUCUAUCCCAUAUUGGCUUUUUUGUAUUCAGGAGAGUUGUGUAGUAACCAUUUUUACAUGUAUAUCAUGUGCAGACCUGGACUAUUCCAAUGAGUUUAAUAUUUUAAUUAAAAUAGUUUGCAAAAACUGAUUCAGAUCAACUCGUCUACAUGUGUGUGUCUCUUGUGUGUGCAUGUGGGUACCAGCAGCUGCCUUCUGAAUGAGUCUGAUCUCAGGAGAUGUCACCCAGUAACUCAGUUGUUGUAAGCAGGGGGCGGGGGGUCGUGUUCAUGUUUGUACUGGAGGUGUGUGAGGAGGUGAAUUAGUAUAUAUAAUGUAUAUGUUUUUAUAAAUAUAAAUAUAUAUAUCACAAAUAUAUUUGUGAGAUAUAUGUACAAAUAUAAAAUAAAAUAUUCCAGAGAGACGCAAACACUUUCUGAAUCAGUUUGCAAACUCCAUUUUUUUUUUUUUUUUUUUUUUUAAACUUAAGAUGACCUGCUCCCCGCUGGACUAGACAGUCACCUUGCCCCUGGCACUGCCAAUACUGUCGUCUGUAAACUGGAGAGACAGGUCCCAGGAUCUCCUCCCGAUGGUAGUUGCAUCUCUUCCAUUGGCGCGUCCCCGCGGCACUCCCCCCUGCAUGCUGCGCUCGGAAGCUUGUUGCCUUCUCGCGAAAGGACGCCUCGAGCAGGCUGCUCUGCGGUGGUUUUUCCCCUUCCCUUGGGCACAGGCCUUGCAGCCAGAGUGUAGCCAAGAGGCGCGAUUUCGGAGGAGCCCUUUUGGGUUUUGCAGGAUUCCCAUCGGCAAAAGGGGCCGUGUUUUCUGGGCGCGCUGUGGCUGCCGCUCCCAGUCCGGGGCAGGCAGUGCGUUAUGUUCCUCGGGCGCCGCGCCGGCCCGGCAGCCGGUGCUCUCGCUUCCGGCUGAGCCCGCCGGCUUCCAAGGGGUCACGGUGCGUGUGGCAGGAUCCCAGGAGUGCAGCUGGUCACAGGCCUGCCUGGAAUCGCUGCGCUGUCGCUUCUGAGCCAGUUGCCAGGGUGCUGUCGGAUCCUGGCGUGAUGCUGUGUCCCGAGGUGAGGGGCACCUGCCGGCCUCAGACCAGUCUGCCCAAGCGGUUGCUAGGAGUGGUACACCCUUGCCCAUCUCUCUGCUUCAGUGGGCCGUGGCUGUCUCCAGGGACGCGCAUCUGCUCUCUCGCUUGUCAUACCCUUGUGUGCGCCUGUGUGUCCCCACGCGCACGGCAGGGGCUGUGCAUGUCUAGCAAGGUGCUCGGGUCUGGCAACUCCGCGAUGGGCUGGCAGGGUCCAGGCCCCGUUGGGGUGAGGCUGGAUCUCCUUGCAUGGAGGCACGUUGUGGGGGAGCAGCUGAGGGACACUGCUGUUUCAGUACUGCCUGUUUCUUGCUGUGCGGUGGGCUGGGGGUGUCCUUUGCUGUCUGUUGGGGAAGGAAGGAGGGAAGGUGGAAGGCCAUGCAGAAGGUGAGGGGCAGUCUGGUACUGCCACGCGGCGGCAAGCAGCCCACUGGACUGGCACGGGGAGAGGAAGGGUCUGGGAGUCCCCCGUGGUGGUUCAUCUCCAAAGAUCAUGACCCGCCUUCCUGCCUGCCUUAGGCUGCCACUCGCUGGCCUCCCUGUCUAUGCAUGGUGCUUAGUGCCGGGGACCAAACCGUACAUCUGAGAGAAGAGCGUGCUUUGCCCUGGUGCUCCGGUCCUGCCCUGCUUCUAGGCCACAGGCUGGUUUCCAUGGGGUGGUCAGUGAUGGGGCCAGUUUCCCUAGCUGCCCUGCUUGCAUGCCUCCACUGUGCUUUGCAGCAGACAUUGGAGCAUGGAUUUGACUUCUCAGAGCAAGGGUCUGUCCUUCCAAACCUGCUGCGUCAACUCCCCCGGGGCCAGACCGCCCGCCCCUGCGGUCUCCCCCAGCUGGGUUGUGAGGGUGGGGGAGUGUGUUGCGUACAGAAGGGCUGCCGCCCUGCGAACAAGGACUACUGAUUGCUGCCUGUCUUGCUGUGUUCGUUUCUGUUUGCACUUUGGCGACUCGCUGCAGUGGGAAGUGCCUGGGAGAGGCUUGCGCGGCUGCGUGGAGGGCGCAGGGGCAGCAACCGCCGUGGCUGUAUUAGACGUGACUCCAAAAGAGAGAAGGGCAAGAUCUAAUAACCUCGUGUCCUGUUGUGUGCCGCAACGCGGCCGUUAGGCCCUUGAUGCUCUUUCCCAGCUCCGGUGAUGCCCCGUUUUCCCAAGCCUCUGCAGGACACCGGAGCAGGGGCUCGGUAUGAAACACACGUGCCAGCAAACAAAGCACUUUGCCCCCCGGCUGUAGGGGAUCAGGACUUGCAUUUCACCUGAAAUCUCUCCUGGGGGGUGGAAAAGCCGUUUCCUACGUGGCCGUGAGCCGGCACCCAUCAGCUGUCCUAUAUGCCAGUGGCACCCAGUAUGGCCCCUCUGCCCGCUUCCCUCAGUCGCACAGGAAGCCGGAGGGAGCCUGCCAGGGAGAGGCGGGCACUGCCAUCGCACUAUUUGAACUGAGCCAGGGGCACCUUCCAGCCUUGGCCUUGCCCCCAGCGUACGGGUACCUCCAAACAUGCACGGCUUGCAUUUCCCCUGGCAAUCACCUCCAGGAUUGCGAGUGGGAACUCCUGUAAAUAUGUAACUAACACAUGGACCCAGGCUCGGGAUUUUCUACGUUGUUGUACUGAAGUGUGGAGAGGCAGGACAUGCCAGCUAGCGAAGAGCCGGAACCUGGGAAGCAGAACCCGGAGUGGCGUCAAUCUGCGUCUGGUGCAAGGGGGUGCCGUUAGUGAGCCUCUGCCUUGCAUUUCAAAUGCAGCUGCCACCACGCAGUCUGAGGAGGAUGAGCUUUCUCGUGGGCUGACCUUGGCUCACCCAGGGUCCGGUUACUUGCUCUUCUGCUUCUGUGCCCAGGAGGACACAGGCGAAGCUCUGUAUUUCCCCUCUGCAAAGGGUUUUCUUUCAGCUCUGGGCGAUGCGGAGGAGUGCGUCAACCUGCCAGAGACGAGGCGCGUGUUGUUGAGAUGGUUCCCUGCUUUUAGUGCCCGGAUCGCCCAUUUCUAUGGCAACUCCAAGCUCCGCGGAGCGUGGGGAGCCGCGCACGGUUGUUCAGGAGCCCAAGGCCAGUAGGAAAUAUUGCCACUUUGGGCAUCGUGCUCGGUGGGAGCCAGCCGCAGGCUUUGGAGGCGCGUUCUGCACGAACACAGGCCCUGGCAAGAGGUGGCAGCAUCCCCUUGGCAGCGCAUGGUCUGGGGCCAGCAGGUAGUCUUCCACAGGGCUUCCCCAGCCCCCGGGUGGCUCUGUCAGCCAACAGAUGAGUGGCUCUCCUGCUGGCUUGCGCUGGGGCAUGUUUCCAAUGCCCAUCACUGAAUUAGGGGUUUUUUCCUUGCACUUGCUAAGAAAGCAGCGAGCUGGCUGUGCCACCUCCCCUCUGCCAUGCGGCAGAGGCUCAUCUGCAGCCCUAGAAUAGCUUUGCUGAGCGCAUCCUAGAGGUAAGCAAGUAGAGGAGGAGUUUCAGAGCCACUAGCGAGGCCCGUCACUUGAGAGAGAGUAGCCCUGGGCGGGGGGGGACUCUUCUGCGUGCCGCAGCAUCCCAGAGGAUGUCAGCUAGAGAGUUGGCAGCUGGAGCAGCCUGCCUCCUGCCUUCAGCCCUCCUGCGUCUCCUCCCCCUCCCCGCUCUGCUCCGUACUUGUUGCAGGGCCGUGUAUACAGCUAAUGUGGGGGGGGGCUAUGAUGUAAAUAAUGAACAUUAAAAACCAUAUGUAGGACACACAACACAAACCGUAAGGCGACGUCAGCUUGGUACAUUGUAAAUGCUUACGGGUUGUUAUUAACACUCGGAUUGCUAAAGUCCUGUCUGUGAUUCCGUGGAAAUUAUUAACCCGUGUGAAACAGAAGGCGAGUGAUUCUGCAAGCGAUGAUGCACACGAGCGCUGUGGCUGUGGGAACCCCGGGCCAGGCCGAGGGAGAGCCGGCGGCAGGAGACGUGGGGGGAACCGCUUGCGGGGCGAAGUUUUUCAAGACCGGCGUGAGUCUUACUUGCCCGCACGAGCCCAGCGCCCUCCCUCGCUGGAUUCCGGGUCGUGGGAACAUGCGUUCCCCCUGGCAGCCCCCAGUGCUCUCGCCUCCCAGCCACCCACCCCGGGGGCUGCGCUUCAUUUUAUCCACCCCUUGCCCCUGGUUUCAUUCUUCCCAGCAUGUUCCUGGAUUUUGUUCUGGGUUUUUUCCCCCCUUUUUGCAAAGGCAUUGUAGACCUUCAACCCAGUGCUCUCAAACCUGGUAUUUCUUUUUUCCCUUCUGCCAUUUUGGGUGCAGGAAUAGGAGGGGGGAGCUACUUUUCCAUAUACAGCUUCUGUGCAAGUGCCAGGUCCUGGCUGCUUUUUAACAUAACCUUCCCCGUGCUGGGGAGGCCUUGGGGAAGGGGAGAGCCACCUGUGCCUAUGCUUAGUGAGGGGACAGCCCAAAGUCACCCGCAGGCACCCUCCAGUGCAGCCCUCAGCCCUGCGACUGACAGAGAUGGGGGCUUUGUGCCAGGUCUGCAGCCAGCACGUGCCAUAAGAUGCUCAAACUGCUUGUUUCCCCCCCUCUUGCCUCUGCCCUGAGAAACGUGCAGCUCACGACCAAGGCUGGGGCCAGGAGACAGCCUCAGGCUCUGUCCUGAGUGCAGGGCAGCAGGCAUGCAGGGGCGGGCGUUGCACCGGAGGUGUCACGCUGUCUAGGAACAUGCACACGCAUGCUCUAAACCGCAGGCUGGGCUUUGCAGGCCUGGUUCCUGUUGUGGGGGGAUUGCAGAGUGUGAAACCUCGGACCUGGAGGCCCCCCUGCUCUCCUGAGCCCCAGCAGGCGUGGGGGAUGCCCCGGUGCCUUCCCCCAGGGGUAGAAGCUGCCACAAGCGCCACGCGGUGCGGCUCGUCGUGCCGUCUGCUGCCAGCAUCCUGGUCUUCUGGUUCCGCGCCCGUGCUAGCGCCUGUGUAACCUGUAUUAAUUGUAUGGAUUGUGCAUUUCAAGCUGUUCCCAAGUGGUCAGAACGUAAGAGACGUGAACACGAGGUCCCAUGUACUCUUCUGUUUGUAAGUCUCCUUUGCCCCGAGCAAAGGGCCUGUUCAAAAAGGAAAAAAA